AUGCAACCAACUCCCUCACAAUCUGCGCACGGAGACCAAAGGAACGAGUCACAGAGAGGCGGGAAAGGACGAGGGAAAUGGAGGUCAGGAUGGAAGGGCCGUGGUAGGGCUGUCGCUGGGGGGAUGCGAGGCGAUUUGGCUGCUGAGGGUACAACAGCGACAUCCCCAAAGCAACAAUAUCCAUCGAAGGCACCGCGUCUGCGGCCUACACAUUUCCUCGCUCUGCCACUCCACGACCACCCUGAGCUCCGAGCGCGAAUAUCAACAUUUCAGUCGGCUUUAUUCGCCACCGCCGAUGUUCAGCCGCCUCCUCAGUCCACGACGACCAACACCACUCAAAGCUCCGGCACGACCAAGCCGAAAGGAAAGGCGAAAGCACGAAUUUCAAGCAUCGUCCAAGGCCUCGACAGUUCGAUCGUCAUCGAUCCCGUACGGAUGCAUACGACUCUAGGGGUGAUGGCCCUGGAGCUGGAGGCGGACGAGGAGAAAGAAGAUGCGAAGAAUGUGACAGCUCAACCUACAAGUUCGCCUGGGGAUAGCAUGCCACAAUCCUCAGGAUCUCCAGCAGCCACACAAGAGGCCAUGACUUCCUCUAAUCCAUCCUCGGCGACGAACCCUUCAGCACCAUUAUCACGGAGGCGGGCUCUUCAACGUCUCCUGAACAGCCGGAAGAUAAGCGCGAACGAAAGACGGUGGCAACUGCACUCGCCCUCCUCCGAUCCCUUCAACCCGAGAUACGCGAGAUCCUCGACGGCGCACCCAGUGUCAAAGUUCCACUCGAGGUGA
Cyclocybe aegerita is the source of this 786-nucleotide messenger RNA. NCBI's taxonomy places the organism in Eukaryota, Fungi, Basidiomycota, Agaricomycetes, Agaricales, Hemipholiotaceae. The record is from the annotation of a GenBank genome assembly.